Molecule: messenger RNA, 690 nt
Organism: Thelazia callipaeda (thelaziosis nematode)
Lineage: Eukaryota; Metazoa; Nematoda; Chromadorea; Rhabditida; Thelaziidae
Source: the annotation of a GenBank genome assembly
AUGAAUUCGGAAGAUGAGGACCUAGAUACAUCAGCUUUUACUCCAAUGUAUCAGUAUCAGUUUCGAGUUAUUUUGAUCGGGGAUUCAACAGUGGGAAAAUCAAGCUUACUAAAAUACUUUACCGAAGGGAAAUGCGCUGACAUUUGUGAUCCUACGGUUGGAGUCGAUUUCUAUGCUCGUAUGGUAGAGAUCCAUCCAGAGUGUCGGAUAAAGCUGCAGCUUUGGGAUACCGCUGGACAAGAAAAGUUCAGAUCAAUAACGCGUUCAUAUUAUCGUAAUUCAGUUGGUGCGAUCAUUGUUUAUGAUAUAACGAAUCGAUCAACCUUCGAAAACGUUGCAGAUUGGUUAGCAGAAGCAGAAAAUAAUGUCGGUGGUCCACAACCAAAUAACUGUGUUUUUCAGUUGGUAGGACAUAAAACUGAUCUUGAAGCUCAGCGUGAAGUAAUGCAUGAAGAAGGCGAAUAUUUUGCUAAAUAUCACAAGAUAAAAUUCUUAGAAACAUCUGCAGUUACGGGUGAAAAUGUGCUGGAAACGUUUAUGAUGAUUGCACGAGAAAUCUAUAGUCGGAUUGAACGUGGGCAGUUACGCAUAGCUGAUGGCUGGGAAGGUAUUCGUAGUGGAAUAACACUUGAUAGAUCGAUAAUCUCUUCAGAAAGUUCGACUAUGCAAUCCUCAACAUGUACUUGCUAG